This is a messenger RNA of Camelina sativa (false flax), 648 nucleotides long. Its product is annotated as stress enhanced protein 1, chloroplastic. NCBI's taxonomy places the organism in Eukaryota, Viridiplantae, Streptophyta, Magnoliopsida, Brassicales, Brassicaceae. The record is from RefSeq and is a predicted model, not a curated record.
AGUGUAGCUCGAGAAGGUGGAAACAAGAUACGAACUUGAAUGAGUGGAGGAGAAAACACGUGUCGUCAGGUAGAACAGAUAAUUCUGCGACUCUUGAGAAAGGAAGACGAAGGAUUUAGUUGAAAGAAGGAAGAAGAAGAGUCUUGUGAUAAUCUACAUAGAAAGAAGAAGAUGGCUUUGUCUCAAGUCUCUGCGUCUCUCGCUUUUCCCAAUUCUGGCGCAAUAAAGCUAGCCACAAUCGCAAACCGUAGUUCUUCUACUUGUCGGGUUCAUGUUCCGCAACUUGCUGGAAGCAGAUCCUCCUUCGCCUCUGGUUCUCCUCUCUUGCCAUUGAAGUUGAGUGUGAUUCGUAGAGGAGGAAACAGAGCAGCAACAGUUUCCGUAAGAAGUGAGCAAAGUACAGAAGGAAGCAGCGGUUUGGACAUAUGGCUUGGUCGUGGCGCCAUGAUUGGCUUUGCUGUUGCCCUUACUGUUGAGAUUACCACUGGUAAAGGACUUCUUGAGAAUUUUGGAGUAGCAAGUCCAUUGCCUACGGUUGCUUUGGCUGUUACUGCAUUGGUUGGUGUUCUAACUGCGGUUUUUAUCUUCCAGUCUUCUUCUAAAAACUGAUAAAAACAAAAAAAGCUCAUUUGUUUGUCCCCCCCCCCC